This is a messenger RNA of Brassica napus (rape), 1740 nucleotides long. RefSeq names its product D-glycerate 3-kinase, chloroplastic. Lineage: Eukaryota; Viridiplantae; Streptophyta; Magnoliopsida; Brassicales; Brassicaceae. The transcript is spliced from 11 exons. Gene Ontology annotation, molecular function: ATP binding; kinase activity. Gene Ontology annotation, biological process: photorespiration. Bases 94 to 1581 code for a protein of 495 amino acids. The record is from RefSeq and is a predicted model, not a curated record. Gene Ontology annotation, cellular component: cytoplasm.
UGUAAGCAAGUAUUGUUUUUUUGGGAAAUUAGAGAAAAUAAAUAUCAUCAGUUUGCUUCUCCUUCGCUGCUUUCUCGCUGAUAGAGAGAGAGAAUGGCGGGGGCAACAUCAUCAAGUUUGAUAUGGUCGCCAUGGCAAGCGACUCUUCAGCAAUCUACUACUAAUAAUAAUAAUAGAUUUUAUCUCAAAAAAGGCUAUCCCUUUCCUUGUCACUCUGUUUACAAUACUUUUAAUUUCAAAAGACGUUUUCUUUCUUCUUCCAAAUAUAACGAUGACCAUGUCGUUACCGAUUCUUCUGCCUCCUCCAAGCUUUCUCCGCUUCAGACCCAUUUCUCUUUCUCUGCAAUACGUGUUGUAGGGUGUGGUUGUUCGUGGAUUCAAGACAAUUCAAUGGUUCUUGAUUCGCCUACAAGUAAUGUGCUGCUGACGUCCAAGAAAUGCUCAGCAUUACCAAGCAAAACAGUGGAUGUCUCUUCAGUGUCUGACCUUUUUGAGUUCAUUUGCUCGGGUCCACUCGUGGACAAGAUCGGCAUCACUCCUGAUAGUGUUGGUCAGUCCAUUGACAAAUGGUUGCUCUACGGCUCCCAGCUCUGCAGGCUCUUUCAGCUUAAUGAGCUUAUGCUCACCAUUCCCCAGAAAGCCAGGCUUUACCAUUACUAUAUCCCCGUCUUUGUUUGGUGCCAAGACCAGAUUGCUCUGCAUACUUCCAAGUUUAAUGAUGGUGAUGAUGUGCCUCCACUUGUGAUUGGAUUCAGCGCGCCUCAAGGAUGUGGCAAGACUACACUUGUGUUUGCACUUGAUUAUCUUUUCAAAACUACCAAAAUGAAGUCGGCAACAAUAUCCAUUGACGAUUUUUACUUGACUUCACAAGGCCAGGCUAAAUUGAGAGAAGAGAAUUCAGGAAAUGCACUCCUAGAGGUAGUAGACACAUCUUCAAAUUUCUCAACGUUUUUGUCGUUUCUGCUUUAUUUUGAACAUAUCUUGAUUUUGUAUCAUAUUAUAUGUUUUCUUCAGUAUCGUGGAAAUGCAGGAAGCCAUGAUCUUCCAUUCUCUGUCGAAACCAUAGAAGCUCUGACUAAACUCACCAAGGACGGCAUGAAGAUGAAAGUUCCUCGGUACGAUAAGUCUGCGUACAGCGGAAGGGGUGACAGAGCCGAUGCAACAACAUGGCCUGAAGUUGAAGGACCUCUAAAGGUUGUUCUCUUUGAGGGAUGGAUGCUUGGUUUUAAACCUCUUCCUGCUGAAGCCGUUAAAGCAGUGGAUCCUCAGCUGGAGACAGUUAACAAGAACCUUGAAGCGUAUUACGAGGCAUGGGACAAGUACAUAAAUGCUUGGGUGGUCAUCAAAAUCAAGGACCCAAGUUAUGUUUACCGGUGGCGCCUUCAGGCGGAAAUAGCAAUGAGGCAGGCUGGCAAACCAGGGAUGUCAGAUGAUGAGGUGAAUGACUUUGUGUCGAGGUAUUUGCCGGCAUAUAAGGCCUAUCUUCCGACCCUUUACGCGGAAGGACCUAGCGGCUCUGACUUAGAGCGUGUGCUUGCGAUAGAUAUUGAUGAAGAAAGGAACCCCAUACUCGCUACCUAAAUGACAUGUUGUAUGUAAAAGGAGUAUAACACACUACAUGAUCACACUUUGUUACUUUCCAUCUUUCUGAAAUGCUAUUUCUUACAUUUUGUAUACUAAAACAGCAGCAAAGUUGUAGCUAUUAUGCAGGAGAUGAGUAACACUAUUUUUUUCACAUAA